GCGAACCUUGGAUAGUUGGCUAGCUAACCUUAGGUUACGUCCUAGCUAGUUAACAAACGAUGAUAAAAGUUUAAACAGUGAAAAGAUAGGGGGGGAAAGGAUAUAAGAAUGACCCAAACUAACGUGGACCGGUUAUUGGACAACCUAAUAGAAGAUGAUGCUGAGAGAGAGAGUCUUCUUGCCAAACCCACCUGCUUCAUUAUAGUUGGAAGACCGGGUGUUGGAAAAUCCACCUUGGCAACAAACAUUGCAGAGUCCUGGAAGUGUAUCUUAAUUGAUGAUACAGAUCUGCUCAACACACACAUUAAAAAUAAAACAAAGCAAGGUGUAGAGAUCUUGAAUAUCUUAUCUGAGGGAAGAAUCAUACCAGAAGAAAUGGUGCUCCAGCUGAUUCUUGACAGGCUUAACUCACACCAAGUGGAGCACUACGGGUAUGUACUGAGCUGCCUACCAUUCCUGUCAGAAGAGUGUCUGAAGAUUCAUGAGCAGCUUGAGCUGAUCAAAAACUUCAAACUAACACCUGAUUUCAUCAUCAACAUCAAGUGUGCAGACAACGACCUGGUCCACCGGCUGUCAGGUCUGAAGCAGCACCCAGAGACAGGGCAGCUGUACAACAGGGAUCAAUGGAAGCGUGAGGAGGUGUUUAACAUCAAGAAGGAGAACAAGGACCAGGAAGUGGAGGAUGAGGAUGAGGAGGAGCAGGCUGGGGGAGAAGAACUCCAAAAAGAUAUUAUUGACCAGAUGGUGUGGACACCAGAAAACUUGGCCAGAAAUGCUUUUCCUAGACUCACCAUGUACAAGAAUACCAUGCUCAGACCACUGGAGGACUACAUGACAGAACACAACCCCCUCUACCUGUUGGAGUUGGAUGGAAACAACACACCUGAAGAGCUGCACUUGUCUGUAAUGUCCCGUCUUGGAUCCAUGGCAAUAAAGCGUGUCUCCAUUCCAGUCCUCCUCCACCAGACUGAUGAUGAAGAAUUGCCAGAAGACAUUGACACGGAGGACCUAAUGAGAGUCAUGUCCUCCUCCAGGACAGUGGCUCCCGGCUUUAAAUGGAGAAGGAGCCGCUGGGGCCGAACUUGUCCUGUUGCUCUGAGGGAGGGCAAAGUCAUUCCUGGCAAACCUGAAUUAUGUGUGGGCUUCCAGGACAAAAUGUACAUCCUCUCAUCUCAGGAGGCCUGCCAGAAGUUUUUCACAAACCCCCGAUGGUACUUACUUCCUCCGAUGCCCAGGCCCCCUUGCAGAGUUUCCAUCAUUGGACCUCCACAGGCAGGGAAGAGCACUCUAUGUAAGCUUCUAGCUCAGCACUACAAGGCAUUGGUGCUUGAUAUGGAGGUACUGGUGCAGCCAGUUCUGGACAAGGUUGAGCAGGAGAGGCUUGACAAAAUCAAAGAGGAGACAACACAGGUCGCUAUAGAGAAAAUCAAGAUGAAGAUGGAGAAGGAUGUCGGACAGAAUUCAGUGACAGAGGAUCAUCCAGAGGUACAAACCAUGGUGCUCACUGCGCUGGAAGAAGCCAAACAUCAAAGCACAUCUCCCUUCAGCCUGUAUGCUGAGGUACUGGAGAAGCGUGUAAAAGAGAUUGAAGAGGCUGACACUGGUGCAGAUGUCAGAACUGGCUGGGUGCUUGACAACUUUCCCAAGAACUUUUCCCAAAUGAAAGUCUUACAGCAAGCUGGAAUCCUGCCAGACACCCUCUUCUGUCUCCAAGACAGUGAUAGCAAUCAAGUUUUGAAGAGAUUGUAUGAGAAGAACAAGGAGAGCGUGGACAAAGCAGUGAGCAAGAGGUUGCAGGACGAACAAUCUAAGAAGGAGAAACUGGUCUUAGAACAGAAGGAGCCAGAAUCGGAGGUAGAGGCCAAGCCUGCUGAGCUGCAAACAAAUCUAGAGACAGUUGCUGAAGAGACCGAAGCUGUGGUACUACCUGAUCAUUGGGACUUGGGUUAUCCAGACGGCCCGGAGAUGAAUGACUAUAAACUGCAACUGCAACAGUUUGUGUACGAAUGGGACCAAAUGCAGUCCGCUUUAACUGUCCCACACUCAGUACUGAAGAUUGGGGACAAAAGCCCUGAAGACCUGCUUAAACAGAUGGUCCUUCUCAAGGAGAAACCCUUUCAGUAUGUGUCCUGGGAACUGUCAGCAACAGACCUGGACAAGGAGGCGGCAGAUAUGGAGGCCUUAGCUGAGCUGGAGAGAGCCGAGGAAAGCAGCAGUGACAAUGAUGCAGUUGAGGAGGAAGAACAGGGGGUCGUAACAACCAAGAGAGUAUUAGGCGAUACCCAUCAUUUCUGCCCUGUGGCCUUAAAAAACAACAAUGUCCUGUGGCCCUGUACGGGUGAAAUUGCAGCCAAGUACCGUGAGAAAAACUACUAUUUCUCGAGCCAAGCAGCCAGGGACUCUUUCCUUCAAAACCCUGCACAUUUUGUUGCACAGACUGGGCCUCUCAAGCCUCCUGCCCUGCGGAUCUUUUUGCUUGGCACCCGAGGGUCAGCCAAGACCACUCAGGGUGAGUGGCUCGCCCAGCAGCUUGGCAUUUUCCAUAUUCAGUUCAGGGAGCAACUCCAAAUGCUCAUCAUGGCCAAGACAAAGGAGCAGGUACCUUAUUCUGAUGAGUUGGAGUCUCCAGAGGAGUCUGCUGAGGACUUGGAGGCUCUGAUAGAGGAAGCCAGGGGGGAGGACAAGGAGGAGAUGGGGGAGAACUCCGACAACACGAAUGACAUGGAGCAGGAAGUGGUCCUGACUGAUGAGGAAACGGCUAUCAAAGCAUACCUGUCUGAUGGAGAUCCACUUACCCCAGAGAUCCUGGAUAUGCUUAUCGCACCAUACUGGAAUCAGGAACCAUACAUGUCUACAGGUUUUAUUUUGGAGGGCUUCCCUCAAAAUCCCGAUGAAGUGCAGUACAUUUUGCAGCAACAGCUUUUCCCUGAUGUUGUGGUAAAUUUGGUGGUGGAUGUCACAGAUGUUCAGAAGCGUCUGUUGCCGACAUACCUGGAGAAGUGGCGUGAGUGCCACAACCGCCGUGAAGCACAGCUAAACCUCCUUUAUGAUUUACGUAAGCGGAACCGGGAGAACAGCAUUGCUGAGAGAAGGGCUGAACUCACGAAGGCAGCCAAAAACAAACUCAGAUAUUCUGAGGAUGAAGAAGAUGAUGAAGAGGAUGAAACUGCAGGCAACAUGGAGGAAGAGAUAGAGGCCAUGCUGGAGGAAGAGUUUCCUUUAGAAGAGGAUAACAAAGACAUGGAGAAUAAAGAGAAUGAGGAGGCGGCGUCUGAGAGGCUGGAGAUGGAGAUAGCAGAGCGUUAUGUGAAGGAUGAAAACAGCCUUAUUACUGUUAUGGAGCUCCUGAGUGAACUAAACAUACCCAAAGUGUCAAUCAGUGCAUCUCGUAAGCUCCGGAUCGCUCAGCAGAAGCUGCUCCAGAAAAUCCAGCCCCUGGUGACCAACAGGGAGUCACUCUUCCAAAAAUGCCAACCCAUCUCAUACAGCCUGGCACAUAAGCUGCUGCUCUCCUCUUAUAAGUUCCACAGCGCCUUUGGCUGCUGGGACCCCAUAAAGCACUACAAAGAGAGAGAUGUGAUCCAGCCUCUGCAGUGGCCCCUCAAUACCACAUAUCCCCUAAUCUUCCAUCAGUUUAUCUACUUUUUUGCAACUAAGGAGAACCGUAACACAUUUAUGCUGAACCCCUUGAAGUACCUUAGGCAGCCAAAGCCCACCCCGUCCCUUCCUGUUAAAAUAGCUGUUGUUGGACCACCCAAAUCUGGAAAAACCACUGUGGCACAGAUGUUUGCUCAGAAAUAUGGCUUGGCCUGUCUGUCCAUUGGCGGCGCUAUGCGUACGGUGCUUAACAAUCAUGAGCACACUGAUCUGGCUGUCCAGAUGAAAAAGCAUCUCUCCCAGGGACUCGUUGUACCUGAUGAACUGGCCAUUCAGUGUCUGGAGGUGGCGCUCAUGAGCUCGAUCUGCGGCACUCGAGGGUACGUGUUGGAUGGCUUUCCGAAGACACUUAAGCAGACAGAGCUGAUGGGGUCUCGGAGCAUCAUCCCCAUGAUAGUAGUAGAGCUGGAGCUGGCCACAGUGGAGGUGCUGACCAGAGGUCUCCUGGACAAGAUGAAGCCCAACAAGCCUCACCUGAUGCACAGCAGCUCAGAGAUCCUCCACAUUCGUAACUCCUGUUACAAGCAGGAGAUGGAGCAUGUGAGGCAACACUUCCAACAACAAUAUCAGAACUGGAUCCUGCUCGAUGGCUUGAAAAGCAAAUGGUGGAUCUGGAACCGCAGUAUAAAGGAGGUCAGCAUCAGCAUGAAAUAUAUCCACAACUACCUGGAGAGGACACGCAACAGACAAGCAGCAUGCAUCAACAGAAUGUGUAUCACACCCAAGGAGCUGCAGUAUCGGCUUGGAGAGUUUGGACAGUACUGCCCUGUCUGCCUGGCUCUACAUCGCCACCUGGUGGACUGCUCAGAAAGUGCAGCCUUAACUCAUGCAGCCGAGUACAGGGGACACUAUUACAAGAUGUGUGGCGAAGACCAUUUAGAGCGGUUCCUGACUACUCCCGAUCAGUUUGUGACUCCUGGCUGCCCACACACUCUCCCACAACCCCAGCUGCUGCCCAGAAAGCUCACUGAGAUCCAGGUGAAGAACAACUUCCCACAGCAAGUUGAGAUGAAGGGCUUCUGCCCGGUCACUUAUCUGGAUGGAAAGCAAAGGUAUGAAGCCCUGGUUCGAGGAAAGAUGGAAUAUGCAGUGGAAUACAGAAAACGGAUCUACAUUGUUGAGACAAAGCAGAAACAGGACAAGUUUUUGAGGAUUCCUGAAACCUACUGGAACCAGAGGCUGCCCAGUAAAGUUCCUCCUCUUUGUGAACCUGUACCCCUCACCUCCCUUCCAACGUUGGGCUACCUGGAGCAGGGUGUGGCAGUAUCAGUCAUCAAGGCCAUGACAGCAGUUGGGUGUCUCAAACCAAAGUAUCCCUUCCUCAGUAUACAGAGAUCUUCACUCCUCUAUGUGGCAUUCUACCUGAAAGCUUUCAACCACAAGAGCACAGACUACAUCCGCCAGAAGUAUAAAAAGAAGCUGGCCUUGUUUGAAGAGAACUGUGCGCUCAUUCCCUACCUGAGCUUAACAAUGUCAGGGAACUACAGGCCUCCCUGUGAACGUCCCAUUGACUUUGAGUUCAAACUCAAAAGGUUCCUGGCCUUGGGAGACUUGCCAAGUGCCAACAGUGUGCUGUAGCUGUUUUUAAAGCUUGACCACUGCUUGCUAUUUCAUGUUGUGUGAAGAAAUGUGAGACAACAAAAUUUGAAAGCAACCUGCUUUAAGAGUUUAUUUUAUCAAGAGCAUGUAAUAAAGCAUUCUUCACUGUCA
Molecule: messenger RNA, 5367 nt
Organism: Perca flavescens (yellow perch)
Lineage: Eukaryota; Metazoa; Chordata; Actinopteri; Perciformes; Percidae
Gene: ak9
Product: adenylate kinase 9
Exons: 35
Coding region: 109-5235 (1708 amino acids)
Biological process (GO): nucleobase-containing compound metabolic process
Molecular function (GO): ATP hydrolysis activity; ATP binding; nucleobase-containing compound kinase activity
Source: RefSeq, a predicted model, not a curated record